AUGUUUAUACCGUCUAGACAGCAAGACUGGCACGAUUUUACACUGAUAUUGCCGACUGUUUCUGUUGGAAAUGUAGGGCAACUGGCAGCUGACCUCAUCAUUUCGACACUACAUUUGGAGCGGGUUGGAUACGUGUUGCAUCCUAGUUUGCUUCCCGUAAUAGGCAGUAACCCAUAUGCUGAUGAUGAUGAUUCUGCUUCAUAUAAGUUAACUACCAGUUGUGAAGUCUUUGAGAGUGUGGUGUCCAAGAUUGUGGUUAUACAGCAGAGGGCGCCAGUCAUUAAGAAAAUAUACGCAGACUGGUUAUCAGACUGGAUAAAAAGCCAACAUUUUCGCCAAGUGGUUGUACUGACCAGUUCAUUUGCACAGGAUAGACUUGACCAUCAGAUUUCAGGGUCACCAUUCCGUAUACUCCUCUCCCCCGUACUGGAGGAACAAGAAGGAGAGUUCUUCAAAACAAAACUGGAGUGGGUCAAGUUGGAGCCGAGACAGCCCAACCCUGCCUUCACUCAGAUCCAAAGCCCAGCGGACAGCUUGCCAGGGAAUGGUUACCUACAUAUGCCUGGUUCAGGCAUUGCCAAGUUGGUCUUUGACAAUUGCCAAGAGUUACCCGUCCUUGUGUUGCUGAUGUUCGUCUCUGAAGGAGACAAUGCCCUUGAUGCAGUCGCUGUUGCGGAUCAGAUAAACAAGUGGUUGAGUCUACUCCCUAAUCAGGAUCCCUGUGAUACAGAAGAGCCCCAAGGACAUUUAAAGCGAAGGCCAGUCACCUGGAAGAUCCCUCGAUCCUGGAGACUUGUUUUUGGCAGCACAUAUGAACCCAAACUUUUCCAUUGA
This is a messenger RNA of Candidula unifasciata, 834 nucleotides long. The record is from the annotation of a GenBank genome assembly. NCBI's taxonomy places the organism in Eukaryota, Metazoa, Mollusca, Gastropoda, Stylommatophora, Geomitridae.